CCAGUGCGCAUGCGGGUGGUGCGCGUCUUCUCAUUAUGACAGCUAACGUUAGCAAGCGCUGUAAACCCGAAAGAGGGAGUUCAGAAACGUUGUGGAAUAGACGUAUCGAGCUAACGAGUUAUUGCUUACUGCAAUUAUUUCACGGUUAUUGGGAAUCCGUAAACAACUGUUAUACUAAUCAACUUGUUUGUCCUUUGCCUCUCUGCGUGAGCUGGUAAAGAUGAAGCCAGACAUCCACACUCUGGCCCAUCACCUGAAGCAGGAGCGGCUGUAUGUGGCCUCAGAGAAGCAGCUGAUCCAGCGGCUCAAUGGGGACGUGCUGAAGACUGCUGAGAGGCUGUACCGUGCUGCCUGGAUCACCAAGCAGCAGAGGAUCAACCUCGACCGGCUCAUCCUCACCAGUGCUGAGGCUUCCCCGGCCGAAUGCUGCCAGCAUGCCAAAGUGCUGGAGGACACACAGUUCCUGGAUGGUUACAAGACUCUGGGCUUCCAGGAGAGCAUCUAUGGGGAGUUCCUGGGCCGGGUGCGGGAGAAUCCCCGGCUGGUGGCCUCCUGCCUGGUGGCUGGGGAGAGGCUGAACCAGGAGCACACACAGGGGGUCAUUUACACUGUCUUCACCUCACUCUAUGGCAACUGUAUCAUGCAGGAGGAUGAGAGCUACCUGUUGCAGGUCCUGCGAUACUUGGUGGAGUUUGAGCUGAAGGAGAGCGACAACCCUCGGCGGCUGCUGCGGCGAGGAACGUGUGCCUUCAGCAUCCUCUUCAAGCUCUUCUCUGAGGGGCUGUACUCCGCCAAGCUCUUCCUCACCGCCACCCUCCAUGAGCCCAUCAUGCAGCUGCUGGUGGAGGAUGAGGACCACCUGGAGACGGACCCCUCCAAGGUGACAGAGCGUUUCACGCCGGCGCAGCAGGAGCGCCUGUUUGGGGAGAAAGGCUCGGAGGGCUACAGGCAGAAGGUGGCGGCUGCUGUGGAGGCCAAUGAGGCCAAGCUGGUGACCCUGGUCAACAAGUUCAUCGGCUACCUGAAGCAGAACACCUACUGCUUCCCCCACAACCUGCGCUGGAUUGUGUCUCAGAUGUACAAGACUCUGUCGUGUGUGGAGAGGCUGGAGGUGGGCGAGGUGCGGACCAUGUGCACGGACCUGCUGCUCACCUGCUUCAUCUGCCCAGCCAUAGUCAACCCUGAGCAGUACGGCAUCAUCUCAGACGCCCCUAUCAACGAGGUGGCUCGCUUCAACCUCAUGCAGGUAGGGCAGCUUCUUCAACAGUUGGCAAUGGCUGACGGUGAUGGAGACCCUAGGAGGAAGAACAAUUUGGCCAAGUUCGAUAAGAGCUGCGUAUCUGCCUUCCUGGAUGUGGUAAUCGGAGGGAGAGCUGUGGAGACGCCGCCCAUGUCCUCCAUGAACCUACUUGAAGGCCUCAGCAGGACGGUGGCGUACAUGACACACAGUCAGCUGCUCUGCCUGGUGGACUUUGUACGGAGUGUGAUGGCAGGGGACUACCUCCGGGAGGAGGAGCACAUACUCCUGGAGACCCUAAUGGCCAACGUGCCCCAGUCCCGCACAGUGAAAAGCAACAGUCUGGAGCUCACCCCCUCCAACACCCCUCAGCUUUCCCCAACCACCACCCCUGCCAACAAGAAGAACAGGAACUUGGGACAACAGUUAGCAACGUCCUGGGAUUCCACAACCACCACCCUGUCUGCACACAUUCCAUUAGUUACCCCUUUUGCCUCCCGCAGUCGCAGCCGUACUGAGCUGGCCCAGCAGGGGGAAGCAGAGGCCAGCUCCAUGGAAUCCCUGCAGGAGGUGAUGCCAGAAGAGGUGCUGGUGAUCUCACUCGGAAGCAGCCCGCAGACUAUCCCCGGCAUGAUGUCAGAGAAUGAGGUGUUGACUGUGCAGCAGACUGAUGGAGCACAAGGGUACACUCCUGCAGACGACACCAAGCACCAUUGCAAACCAGACAAAACCCUGCGUUUCUCCCUCUGUAGUGACAACCUGGAGGGUAUCUCAGAGGGUCCGUCCAACCGCUCUAACUCUGUGUCGUCUCUGGACCUGGAGGGAGAGUCUGUGUCAGAGCUGGGAGCCGGGCCAUCAGGGAGCAAUGGGGUGGAGGCUCUACAACUGCUGGAGCAUGAACAUGCCACCACUCAGGACAACCUGGAUGACAAACUGAGGAAGUUUGAGAUACGAGACAUGAUGGGCCUGACGGAUGACCGGGAUAUCUCAGAGACUGUGAGUGAGACCUGGAGCACAGACGUGCUGGGCAGCGACUUUGACCCCAACAUGGACGAAGAUAGACUGCAGGAAAUAGCUGGGGCGGCUGUAGAGAACAUGCUGGGCAGCCUGCUGUGUCUACCAGGCUCUGGUUCAGUGCUGCUAGACCCAUAUGGAUCCACCAUCUCCGAGACCACCAGCGAGGCCUGGAGUGUGGAGGUCCUGCCCAGCGACUCAGAAGCCCCAGACCUGAAGCAGGAGGAGCGUCUACAGGAGCUAGAGAGCUGCUCCGGGGUGGGCAGCACCUCCGAUGACACAGAGGUCAGAGAGGUCAGCUCUCGGCCCAGCACCCCAGGGCUCAGCGUCGUCUCAGCGACAUCAGAAGACAUCCCCAACAAGACAGAGGACCUGCGGUCAGAAUGCAGCUCGGACUUUGGGGGGAAGGACUCUGUGACCAGUCCAGAUGGGGAGGAGUCAUCCCACGGAGCACAUCACAGUUUGGCCUCUCCGCCCUCUCAGGCUGACUCCUUACUGGCCAUGUUUGAUCCCCUCUCUUCCGGCGAAGAUUCCUCCACUGGUACCAUCGUGAGGCCCAAGGUGCACUACGCCAGACCCCUUCAUCCUCCGCCUGACCCACCCAUCCCAGAGACCUGUGCCCUGGGCCAGGAGCCCCGCUACUCCCUGUUCACGCCCCACUGCCUGGCCCAAGCCGAGCUGGAGCACACCAAGCAGCGCCACUCCUACACAGACAGGCUGGUACGCAGCCGCAGCUCUGACAUUGUGUGCCCAGGCCGCCGACCCACCAGCGACCCGGGCCUGAAUCGCAGGGCUGCAGCCGAGGAGCGGGACCAUGCGGGGGCCUUCUUUAUGGGGCCGUUCUCGUCUCCUAGCAAGGACUCCCUGAAAGGGGAGGUUGAGGAGAGAAAGGACAGUGAUGAGGAAAAGUCUGAUCGCAACAGACCAUGGUGGAAGAAACGCUUUCAGUCAGCCAUUCCCAAAGCUCCGAUAGCAGCCUUACGGAAAAGGGACAAGCAGGAGAAAGACAAUAUGGGCCAUGAACGUGUCCCACAAGACGACCCUCUGUCCAGGAACUCCCAGGCCCAGGCAGCAGAAGACAUCCUUGACAAGUACAGGAACAUCAAGAGGACCAGUCCCAGUGAAGGAGCCACUGCCGCAGCCUACGACGCCACAGAGUUGUGUGGAGAGGAGUGUGUGCACAACUCCCCCAGAGACGAAGCUCUGCAGAACAUAUCCACAGACGACCUGCCAGACUCAGCUAGCCAGACAGCCCAGCAACACGAUUCCAACAAGUUCUCAUUCAGUGAUGCAAAGAAGAAGUUGAGGCUGGCCUUGUGUUCAGCAGAGUCUGUGGCCUUCCCUCUCAUGGCUCCUGCCACCACACGCAAUGGGCUGCCAGACCACACAGACUUUGAAGACAACGAGAUCGUGUGCUUCCUGAAGGUCCAGCUGGCGGAGGCCAUCAACCUGCAGGAUAAGAACCAGAUGGCCCAGAUCCAGGAGACCAUGCGCUGCGUCAGCCGCUUCGACGCACGCACCUGCAAGAAGCUGCUGGCUGCCAUUGCUGAGGAUUACAGGAAGCGGGCACCCUACAUAGCAUAUCUGACACGGUGUCGGCAGGGUCUGCAGACAUCCCAUGCCCACCUGGAGAGGCUGCUGCAGAGGGUGCUGAGGGACAAGGAGGUAGCUAACCGCUACUUCACCACAGUCUGUGUUCGCCUCCUACUGGAACACAUGGAGGCGAAGUCCCUGGACUUUAUCAAAGCCUUCCAGGGGUGCACAGCAUCAGACGACAAGACUGCGGCGGUGGAGGACUUCCUGCGCUACCUGUACGGGGCCAUGGCCCAUGAUGCCAUCUGGCAGUACGCCAGCGAGGAUCAGCUGCAGGAUGCCCAGAUGGCCAUCGAGCGCAGCGUCAUGAACCGCAUCUUUAAGCUGGCCUUCUACCCCAACCAAGACGGGGACAUCCUAAGAGACCAGCUUCUUCAGGAACACAUAGCACGUCUCUCAAAAGUGGUGACAGCGAAUCACAAAGCUCUUCAAAUCCCAGAGGUGUAUGCGAGGGAGGCUCCCUGGCCGUCUGCCCAGUCAGAGAUCCGGACCAUCAGUGCCUACAAGACCCCUCGGGACAAAGUGCAAUGUAUUUUACGCAUGUGUUCCACCAUCAUGAAUCUCCUGAGUCUGGCCAACGAGGACUCUGUCCCCGGAGCUGACGAUUUUGUCCCUGUGCUCGUCUUUGUCCUGAUAAAGGCAAACCCGCCUUGCCUGCUGUCCACUAUUCAGUACAUCAAUAAUUUCUACGCCAGCCGGCUGAGUGGGGAGGAGUGCUAUUGGUGGAUGCAGUUCACCGCGGCAGUGGAAUUCAUUAAGACCAUCGACGAUCGCAAGUGAAGCAGAACGAACAGCCACCUGUAUGGGCAGACCGUGGUGAAGGAGACUGGACUGGGAGCCUUCCCAACCAACUGCUCCCUCUCUCUCUGCUCCCCACAGCCACCAGGACCACACCCUGUCUGCUGUCUAUUUGUAUAGCUGUACAUAGUCAGAGACUGAGAGUAUAUAUGAUUAUUAAGCUGGCAAAGUCCAGGUUUUACAGUAGAGGAAAAGGCCUUGGAAAAAUGGCAGAUGUUAACUUUGAACUUAAACUAAUUAGAUGUUUUUUCCUUUCAUCUCUUGGGUCUCCUUAGUCAUGGUGAGGUGUGGGGGUCUGUAUCUAUCUUAAGUUAUGAUUCUGAUGUUAAAUUGACUGAUAAAGCUUCUAAUCAGAUGAAAGGGAACCAUGUUUCCCAGAGAUGAUCUCAGAUAAAUGUAGUAGUAGGUGAUGGAAGUUCUUCCUUGUUAAAUUGUGCAAUCUUUCCCCUGAAAUACUUAUGCUCUUCAGAUGCAUUGUAUCCUGGGGAAUCACAAAACUCAAUAGAUACUGAGUAUUCGUGACUCAAUACAUAACAUCAAUCCAAUAUACUAAUGCUAAUGUUUCUAUUUUUAACGCUACCACAUUGAUAAAAGGGUAACUUUUUUUCAUCAAAUGUAAACAAAUGUAGUAAUUUCAGUUCAUCCUUUCCUAAAUACUUAUUUUUAUGUGGCAAUUUUGACACAAGGGCCCACAUAUUUAUAUAUGAAAUAAAAUGUAUGUAUUUAUUUCAUUCUAUUUAAUGCUUUUAAACAAAAAAACAAAAAACAAAAAAAUAUAUAGUGUUAGGACAAGGAGCAGUGUUGUCCUUGGACUGAAAACCCCCCAGGAUGAGAUAUCAGUAGCACUGCUUAUUUGGAAAUACUGAAAAUGAGUGCCUUGAGGGGUGUUUUGUGUAAGUCUUCAUUUUCUAUACAUUCUUGAGUAUGAGGGUUCUGCUCUUUAUUUUCCAUAAAUGAUUGGCAUUACUCUCCCCCCUCCCCCCCAUUAUCACCAAUGAGCCCCACAGCCUCUUUUUUAAUAAACCUCUGUCCAACCUCUAUGCUGGGAGUGACCUCUGAGGAGGACAGGCAGUGUGUGGAACACCGCUGGUUGUUUCAGUUAAUUCCCUUUGCUCUCAUUUCCUUCCCAUUACCGUUAUGCCCUUGAAUAGCCAAGAUUCUACCUCAGUUAGAACCAAUGAACAUGCAAUUUAUUUUUGGGCACAAUUCUUUAACAUUGGUUGGAUAGAAAGAAUCAUGGAACAGGUAUUCACUGUUCAAGGGGCUUCUAUAGCAUCUUCCCCUGCUACAAUGAAGCAUACCAGUAUGUAAUAUUUUUACUUUAGGCGGGUCAAAGUAACCUUUAGUAUUCAAGGUAGUAAAGCAUUUCCAAGCGAAUAAAGUUAGUUAUUUCUGUAGUUGAAUGCAUGUAUGUUUCAGCAUAGAGCAGACAGGCUAGUGAUUGGAUUAGCUCUACCUCACAUGAUCAAGAAAGGGACUCUUCACGCGUAUGCUCGCGUGGAUUAUUUAAUUUAUUAUACAAUUUUAGAGCGCAGGGAUAUUCCAGUUUCAUACUUUUCUUCCACUUACAGGCAUGUUGCUCUUCUGCCUGUUCUGUGUCAAAAAAAAGAAGGGGAAAAAAACUUUCAAAAUCACUUGCAGCCAAAGUCAUCAAAACUCAAACUCCUGUUCUGUUUUCAUUGCAGCUACAAAAGAAGGAACACACUGUUUGUGCGCUUAGUAUUGUGCCAAGUGUUUUGUCUUAUUUGAUGUGUUAAAUGACUGCUUUCAUAUCACAUGAAUAGACAGCACAACAAAAAGAACAAACAAUCAGAACACUGACAUGUUACUGACUGCUGGAAAAGGCUGUGAUGGGCGUGAGAGGUUUGUAUGUUGAAUGUGUGAGAGGUUGGUCUGUUAAACAAGUGCAUCUGCUCUGUCUCCUUUUGCACUGUCUUAUAGGAUGGUCUUCUUACUGUAGCUACAGUACUACACGAGCAGUAAGUCCUUGCUGGUAAAAAAAUCUCUAAAUACUUCUAUUUUCCAACUCAGUAUGAAAGGGUUGAAGAAUGAGGCUUGGUUUUCUUUUGAGUCUGUGACCCUGAUGUCAUUUAUUUUUAAAAGUUCAGAGCUAAAUUACUCUUGAGUUUUUUUGUACGGGUUUAGCGACGCUUGAGCCCUACAUUCUACAAGCAGAACAUUUGACAUGUUUUCUACUUCCCUGCUCUUUAGUAAUGAGUUGCAUUCAUUUGAACUACUGCCUCUGACAUUAAAAUACUCUAAUUGAGGUGAUUAUAUGGGUAGUUUAGCUAGGUCUUACUGUUAGUCAUAAGGACACACAUUUUAUAAGCAAUCUCUAAAGGUGGGAUGUUUGUUUUCUCCCCAUUCCCGGACUUCUCUUCCUGGUUUUUGAGGAAUAUGUGUGUACAGCAUCUACCGUUUUAAAUACACCUCUGCUAAAUAGAUGAUACUGUUGUCUAACCUGUUUGAAAACACACCAUGUACUAUGUCACCAAAUACAGAUAGACUGUAUCUAUAAGUGUUUGUGGUGUCACUUUAGAGGUACUGUACAGUACAGACCAAAUGUGAAACAAUCUGGACCUGAAUAGUGUUUCAAUGUUCCCUUAUACAUAUCAGUGACUCUUUUUAGCUAAAAAAAAAACUACAACCAGCCUUAGUGUCUGACCUGAGUGAUACUGUUCAUACACAGUGACAGAAUAACUCUUAUUGUGAAGUUCAAGUACACAUCCUAACAUUGAGAAGUCUGUACUAUAGCCUGAUUUAGCAAACAAGUAGACCGUUGGUGGACGAAGAGACACUUGCCUAUGAAAUCUGGUCUUCAAAGCUUUACAAUCCUCCCUGUGCUCUGGUCCCUGUACAGAGUAGGCAGAAUAAUACAUUUGACAUUUGUAAGCUUGCACAAUUAUGACAUAUGCAGAGGGGUAGGCGAUCUGUCUUUAAUGUGAUUAAUGUAUUAUAUAAUUCUUAAACUAUUAAACAGUCAUUUUUCUGUUA
This is a messenger RNA of Oncorhynchus keta (chum salmon), 7636 nucleotides long. Its product is annotated as GTPase-activating protein and VPS9 domain-containing protein 1. The transcript is spliced from 28 exons. NCBI's taxonomy places the organism in Eukaryota, Metazoa, Chordata, Actinopteri, Salmoniformes, Salmonidae. The coding region runs from base 221 to 4624 and encodes 1467 amino acids. The record is from RefSeq and is a predicted model, not a curated record. Gene Ontology annotation, biological process: vesicle-mediated transport; regulation of GTPase activity. Gene Ontology annotation, molecular function: guanyl-nucleotide exchange factor activity; small GTPase binding. Gene Ontology annotation, cellular component: endocytic vesicle; cytosol.